AUGGGCUGCGGCGCAUCGAAGUCUCCCUCCGUCGUGUACGUGAACGGCAGGCCAACGUUCGAGGGUGACGAGGUGGUGAAGGGGUUUGACGAGGGCAAUGGCCUCCUCUUCCGCAUCGUGAAUAACAAAAAGAGGCAGUGGGCUUACUACAACGACACCACCGAGUACGAGAUGCACGUGAAGGUGAAUUUUGGCGAGGACUGCGACAUCAGGGCUCUUGGCAAGACGCAUCUGGAGAAGUUGGAUUCAGGUGAGUACCUGGCGACAGUCGUCAUCUACCCGUGCGAGACGGAGAUGUUUAUUGAGGGCCGUGUGAAUGGCUUCAGGGUGAAGAUGGACGCGCUUCCUCUCCCUGAACACCGCAGGCGAAAUAAAGGGAAAAAGCGCAAGCAAUGUUGUUAG
This is a messenger RNA of Trypanosoma rangeli, 402 nucleotides long. RefSeq names its product calpain-like cysteine peptidase. NCBI's taxonomy places the organism in Eukaryota, Euglenozoa, Kinetoplastea, Trypanosomatida, Trypanosomatidae. The coding region runs from base 1 to 402 and encodes 133 amino acids. The record is from RefSeq and is a predicted model, not a curated record. The transcript has a single exon.